Neoarthrinium moseri is the source of this 591-nucleotide messenger RNA. RefSeq lists its product as uncharacterized. The record is from RefSeq and is a predicted model, not a curated record. The transcript is spliced from 2 exons. Bases 1 to 591 code for a protein of 196 amino acids. NCBI's taxonomy places the organism in Eukaryota, Fungi, Ascomycota, Sordariomycetes, Amphisphaeriales, Apiosporaceae.
AUGCUCAGCAUCGCCCCCCUCCUAGCCCUCGCCAGCACAGUCGCGGCGCACGGCUACGUGUCGUCGCCGCCGGCGCGAGAGGCCGGCAACGCGGCGGUGGCCGCCUGCGGCAAGAGCGUGGUCAACGACAUCAAGCGGGACAACACGUCGCACGUCGAGGGCCUGCCGGAGCUGGCGGCCAAGGACAGCGGGUACAACGCGGCGCUGUGCAACCUGUGGCUGUGCCGGGGCCUGCAAUUUGCCGACAACGCGGCCAACGUGCAGAAGUGGACGGCGGGCCAGUCCGUCAACGUCAAGGUCCGGCUGACGAUCCCGCACACGGGCAACGCCAACGUCUCGGUCGUCGACACCAAGACCAACAAGAUCAUCGGCAAGCCGCUGGUGAGUUGGGACAAGGGCUACGCCGACGAGAAGGCCUUCUAUGCCAAGACGACCCCGAAGGACCAGAUCGACUUUAACGUGACGAUCCCCAGCGACCUGGGAAGUCAGUGUGCGAGUGCAGGAGCUUGUGUUCUACAAUGGUGGUGGUAUGGGACUGGAGCAAAGCAGAGUUACGAGUCAUGUGUUGAUUUCACUGUGGCGGCUCCAUGA